Molecule: messenger RNA, 14422 nt
Organism: Erpetoichthys calabaricus (reedfish)
Lineage: Eukaryota; Metazoa; Chordata; Cladistia; Polypteriformes; Polypteridae
Gene: pkd1b
Product: polycystic kidney disease 1b
Exons: 47
Coding region: 93-13853 (4586 amino acids)
Biological process (GO): kidney development
Cellular component (GO): membrane
Molecular function (GO): protein binding
Source: RefSeq, a predicted model, not a curated record
UUGCCUCUUGCAAGUUGCAUUUGUACAAAAUGUCCCACCCUCUGUGAAGACACUUCAUUUUAGAGUUUGUUAACUCAUGAACCACACUAAAGAUGGUGGUGUCACUGUUUUGUUUUUUCUUGAUUGAUCCUUCUUCUUGCAAACCACGCAUUAGAAACCAGGUGGACCUCACCCCACCAUUAGGAUGUUCUGGCUAUUCCUCCUGGGUUUGUCAUCACGUGGCCAUGUUGCUGAUGGUUGUUGCUAUUAACUGUAGUCAGGGCCAUCCACCUGAAACUGAUCCACCCAAACUCAUGGAUCAGGUCGCACACUUGAAAUAUUUAAACGAAAGUAUUCUCCAGACUCUGACAGAGUUUGAUGAGCAGAGAGAGUCAGAGAUCCAGCAGAACUCAGGACAGAAGGGCAGCUGGAAACAUGAAAUCACUGGUCAUCGCAAGAAGCUGCUUGAAGAAGCCGGGCCCACUGCCAUCUCACCUUGGCAGCCCCAUUUUGUGCAUCGAAGACCCCGUGAGACAAUGAGCCUCAUGGAGAAGCUCUGGCAGAAGAGCAAGCCAUUUGCAUCUUGGAGAGACCAGAGACCAGAUGGUGCCCAUUCUCCACAUGUGCCAUGUCCUCAUGGCUGCAUCUGCAAUAGCACUGCUGUCAACUGCUCAGGGGUGGACCUCCGUGAAGUGCCCCCAGCCUCCAGCUGCCCCAGCUCCAUCCUGCUGCUAGACCUCUCCAGGAAUCGAAUUACAGAUCUGAAGGCUGAACAGCUGGAGGCUUUCAAGAACCUCACGAUGCUUGACGUAAGCCACAAUGAGAUCUCCACCAUUAAAGAAGGAAUCUUUGGAAAACUGCCAAAUCUACAAUUGCUGAGACUGGGGGCCAACAGCUACAGCUGUGACUGCUCCAUGUCCUGGCUGACGAAGUGGAUUGAAGAGCACGGCACAGUGGUGAAGGACAAAGAGAAAAUGAUGUGCGUCUCCGGGAUACCAGUCGCUGUCCUCGACGUCCCUGCUGUCCCCUGCGCGGACAGCUUUGUCUCCUGUGUAUCACGACGGCCUCAGAUCGCCGAUGCUGUGCUGCUCUUCUCGCACCUGGAGCCUCGGGUUCACACCAGGCGCUCCUGUAAUGCCGUGUGCUAUCAGCGCAGCCACUCACACUUCCUGCUGCACUCCGGUGACUUCUGCUUGUGCGGAUCGCUUCCCCUCCAGGCCUCACGGUGGGCUGAAGCGGGCCUCUGCUGGGAGGUCUGCUCCAACGCUGACCGGGUGGAGGUGUGCGGACGAAGAGUGCUUCACAACGCUUUGCCGGUUCAGGUGACCCUCAAUGUGUCCAUCCUCAAACACUACAGCCUCUACCAGCUGGUGAUGGCGAGCGCCGACACAGACAUCCAAGACACAGUGUACCAGUGGGACUUCGGAGACGGCUCUGUGCCAUACAACACCAGUGCCCGGCAGGUCUUCCACAAGUAUGGCCUGCCUGGCACCUACACUGUUACCGUCUUGGCUUUUACCCACUUGAGCCUGCUGUCUGAGAGCCGUGACGUCACAGUGUCCAUGCCAGUGGGGCAGCUCGGGCUGCAGUGCCCGCGGCUUAUUGCCGAAGGUCAAACCGUGGAGAUUUCGCUGCAUGUCCAGAAAGGCACGGAGCUUUCGGCAGAGGUGGACAUCAAAGACAGAGAUGGGCAGAAGGUCCUAGCUGCUGAUCUGGCCUGCCCCACCGGGGGGCGUGUGCACUUGACUAACCUGCGCUGCUAUUGGCUGAGCCCAACACAGGACAGCUGGUCAGAUGCCAGGCAUAUAUGCCAAGGUACCCCAGGGGCAGACCUACUGAUAGUGGGUAACGCCAACAUCCAGAGCUUCAUCCUCCAGAACUUUCUAGAGGCUGGCAGCGUGUGGAUCGGGCUGAGCGAAGACAGUCAGGACGUCCUGCGUUGGGUGGAUGGCAGCCGUCCCGACUCCUUCAUCAACUGGGGACCCGCUGCGGAUGCCAGACACGGCUGCAUACUCAUGGACAUGAGCUCUGGUGGCCUCUGGACAGGUGACGACUGCGGGCAGGAGAACUUCUUCAUCUGCGAGAAAUCUGUGCAAGGGCUGCUUCUUCCCAACGUGGAGACCUUCCUCACCGGUGUCCCCAUCAUGACUGGAAGUUACCCUCAGAGCAACAUUUCUCUCGCCUCAAGUCCAUUGAACCCAUCAUCAGGAACGUUCCAGUUGAUGGUGUUUCCUGGCCUCUGGUUCAGUCACACCGGGCAGGUUGUGUCCAUCGAGUUUGUGGCCGAGCCACUGAAGCAAAGGACUGACACCCGUUUUCAGGUCCUGCGUCCCUACUGCAGCCCAAGCCAGCACCUCGUCCCACCAGGGUGUGAAUUUCUGCAGAACCCGUUUGCUUGCUGCUCUUCUGUGCCCCUCUGCAACACCACGGGCGGCUGUCCCAGCGGGCAGCAGUGGUGUCACCUGCGUGAAAGCUGCCUGCCAGUGUCGAGCCCCUGCAGUUCUUAUGCCUUUGAGAACGUCUCUUCAAAUGUGCCACCCAUGAUCAAGCCACCACGCCACAUCGGUCUGCAGCCAUUCUACUUUCUGGUGAAAGAUCUUACAGUCCAAGUGCCCCCCAGCUCGGAGCCCACCCACUAUAAUAUCCAUCUGGCCGAGGAGGAGAUCCACGUGUAUCCCGAUGACAUUGUAGCUAUUCAGCACACCUCAGCUGAUGGCCCACCCAUGAGAUGUCAAAAGAGCCAGGACUCACCCUGGAGGCAAAGCUACAUGACGCUCUCUGGGUCAUCCUGGUGGGAGAAUGGGCUCACGGUGAUCCCAGCCCAGCCAUCUUGGGUGGAUGAGGUCAUCUGCGACCUGAGGGUCCUGUACUCCGAGAGACCCCGCAGCUUCACCCUCAGUCCUACAGCGAGCACAGGUCUGUCAGCUUCAAGCUCUUAUGCCAUAUCUGUGACAGUCGGCAAUGCGGUGAGCAGCGCCACCUCGGGUUGCACAAUGGAAGUGCGCACAAGCAUCUCUGGGCUUCAGAUGAUCUACCCUCGGCCCGUCGGGGGGAAGAUCCACCUCACUGUCAACCAGUCCGCUCUGAUAGUCAUCAAAAUCCUGUCGGGGGCCAAUGCCACGAGUACCUGGUCAUACCCGGUGCAGAGGGCUGGCGUACAGUUCCAGCCGUCCUGCCCACCCAGCAUCCUGAACCUCGCGCCGGGCUGUAAGCGGGACACCACUGACACCUGGUUCUCUUUCGCUUGGGUCAGUCUGCUGGCAUCGUCCUCGCACGUGCUCCACAUUUCAGUUUCCAAUGAGGUCAGCUCCCAGAACCUUUCAGUGACACUUGAGUCCCACGAGGAGAUCGCUGGGCUUGAGGUGUCCCCUUCUGGAAUGCAGCGGCUGUUGGUGGAUGUGCCACAGACGUUCGCAGCUCACGUUUCCGGUGGCUCUUCAGUCGUCUACUCCUGGAUCAUCGACAAUCAGACCGCAUUCACAUACACUGGGCAGAUGUACACCGUUGUGUUUAACAGGCCUGCAGUGUACAACCUAAAGGUUCUGGCUGAGAAUCCGGUGAGCUCCAUGUUCCUGGAGGUGCGGCUGGAGGCUGAUUUCAUGAAUCCACUAGCAGACCCACAGUUUGUCUCCCUGGCAGAGGUCAUGGAAGCAAACGUCCCCCAGGAGAUGUCCUUCCAAGUCAAAGUUGACAUGUCCAUUGGUAUCACUGUGAGGUGGGAUUUUGGUGAUGGAAACCCACCAGAAGACCACUCCAUAAUGGCACCAUACGAGCCGUCUCUGCUGCAGCCUGAUCCCAAUGUUGAGCAGGUUUAUGUGUUGGACUUGGCAAACCACACGUACACUCAGCCCGGUGACUACACUGUGCAGGUGGAAGUCUUCAAUUCUUACAACAAGACAGGAAGGAGUGCCCCGGUUCAAGUGCGCACACCGUUGACCGCACUCAAUCUUUCAGUGACGCCGUUUUAUCCUCAGCUCAACCAGAGUGUAACAUUGCAGGCGUUGCCUACCCCCUCCACCUAUGGGGUCCAGUACAGUUGGAAUUUUGGUGAUGGGUCACCAUUGGCUGUCGGACCAGAGUCCGCUGUGCAGCAUAUCUUCCACAGUCACGGACUGUAUAACAUAACCUUGAUGGCUACCAAUGCUCUCAAUGAAGUGACUACAUGGCAGCUUGUAGAAGCAGAAGAACCGAUCACAGGCCUCUGGGUGACUUACGAUGGGCCCACCGAACUGGGAUUGCCUACCGUGCUAAAUGGAUCUGUUUCUACUGGCACCGGCGUAACGUGGACAUUUGAUUUGGGAAAUGGCCAAGUCUAUGCCAGGCUGUCUGAAAAUUCCUUUUCUUUUAUCUAUGAAGAGGUGGGGAACUACACAGCAAACGUCACCGUUAGAAAUCAAGUCAGUGAAGCGUUUCAGGCCAUCACCGUAGAGGUGUACGAGCUGAGGAUCCUGGGGGUUCUUCCUUCUGGCUGUGUUGUAACCAAUCAAGCUGUCCUUUUCGAGGCUGUAAUUUCCAGGAUGAAAGCCGACUUGAGGUUCAUCUGGAGUUUCGGUGACGGAAGUUUGCCAAGUGAAGCGGAGGGCAGCUCCAGCACCACCCACACGUAUUACAAACCAGGGAGCUACCUCAUGCAGGUGACCGUGUUCAGACUGGCAAUGUCGGCAUCGGUGGAGACCAGUGUCUGUGUGGAAGAUGCGAUUGCAUUUUUAAACCUGAGACCAUCCAACCCAGCAGUGGCAACCGGUGAAGAAAUUUGUUUCACCGUCGAAAUCAUCCCAAAACCCGACGAUGAGCAUCAUUAUGAGUUCCUGUGGGAUUUCAGCAUGAACCAAGAUUCACCGCUGAGCGGCCUAGAUAACUACUGCUAUGUCUUCCACCAGGAUGGAACCCACCACGUCACAGUAACCGCGAAAAAUAAUGUGAGCUCUAGCAUCGCUAAGGGCGUAGUACUUGCUCAGUCACCAGUGGGAGAAGUUCUUCUCAACGUGGACAAUGAAGGAACCGGAGCUGUAGCUGUCAACAAGACCCACCUUUACAUGGCUGACACUGUUUCAGGCAGUGAUGUCACCUUUCAAUGGAAAUUUGGUGAUGGAUCUCCUGUGCAGCAAGGCCAAAACCUCUCUUACGCUUACAAGUCUAUCGGACAGUUUGUCAUCCUCGUAACUGCCUGGAAUGCAAUUAGCAAGAAGGAGGCCACUCUCAAAAUGUCCGUCGUGGUUCCUAUCAAGGAGGUGAUUCUAAGCACAAGCCAUAGCCUUGUAGAAGUGGGCCAGCCAAUCACAAUCAUGGCGAAAGUGGACAGCCAGGCCAAUUUGAGUUUCUUUUGGCAAGUGGACCCGUCGGACUCUACCGUGGAAGGUCCCUCUACUCUCAAGCAUGUGUUCCAGCUCCCUGGGGUCUACAACAUAACGGUGUGGGCCAAGAAUACGGUCAGCAAAGCGCAGGCCACGGUCACUGUGGAGGUGUUUGAGAGAAUCAGUGGAUUGGAGAUCCUCAGCUCGGAUCUGAUUGAGGGAAGGUUUAUCACCGUGGACAAUGAAGUUCUGUUGAAGGCUCAGAUUUCCUGUGGCUCCAAGGUCACAUUUGAAUGGACAAUUACUCACGGCGGAAACAACACGCUCCGAAGUCAAGGGGACUUCUACCGACAUGUUGCCGAUAAAGCAGAAGAUGUCCUUGUGAAGCUGAAAGCCCAAAACCCUUUGCACAGCGUGAUUAAGAUCAUCGAGUUGAGGGCAGUCGAGCUGGUGGCUGGGGUGAAGGUUUCAACUGUGCUAGACAGCGUGGAAAUGGGGGUGCCUGUGGACAUCUCCGUCAGCGUUGCUUCCGGGACUGACCUUCAGUACACCUGGUAUGUCGAAGAUGACCAACCUCCGGUCACGACUAACAUCUCCUACCUUACCCAUGCUUACAGGUCCACAGGUUUGGUACUCAUCAACGUGACCGUUAGCAAUGUGCUAGGCUUCAGUGUUGGCUCAACGGAGCUCCAUGUGCAAGAAGCCGUCUCCGGCCUGGAUUUUCAGAUUCCUGGUUCCUUGUAUCCAUUUUAUGUUGAAACUAACACCUCCAUCAAGCUCCAUGGAUAUGCAGCCAAGGGGACUGACUUGCGCUGGGAGUGGUUUGUAUAUGGAGACGGUCCUCCAGUUUGUCUCCUGGGACAGGAAGCAAACUUUUCUUUCCAGGAAGCAUCCACAUACCAGGUCUCUCUAAACGUAUCAAAUGACGUGAGCUGGGAGGAAGUUUCACACAACGUGGUUGCACAGGAUGCUAUCUAUGGGUUGACCGUAUCCGCCAAUCAGUCUGUGGUGUGUGCUGGGGAGCCCGUUCUUUUUACUUUGAACACCCUUCGCGGAACUGACAUUCGCUACUCUUUGCAAUUCCCGUCAUUUACCAUCGCUUUAGAGCGCUCCGAGAACACCUUCGAAACGUCAGCCUUAUCUCCAGGGUAUCACAUGGUGGUAGCCAAAGCUGAAAACAAUGUGAGCGUUCAACAGGAGCAGACCGAGCUUAAAGUGGUGGAGAAGAUCUCAGGCCUUCAGAUCGCCAACUGCUGCUCUCAGGUGCUCGAAGCGAAUAAAGAGGUCCUCUUCCAUGCCCAGGUGACCAACGGCUCCCACCUGAGCUAUCAGUGGUGUUUUCAGAUGUUGGGAUACCCCGAUUUUAAAGCUGUGGGACAAAACGUCGUCUACGCUGCUCCAAACGACGGCACCUUAGUAGUCACUGUGGUGGCCACGAAUGACUUCUGCUCUAUGUCUUUGAACAAGUCCAUGAAGGUCCAGUCGCUGGUUCUGCAGGCGGAGCUGUACACGGACAUGACUGACACUUUCACCGACCAAGCUGUCACAUUCUGGGUCCUCCCAAGGAGAGACGGUGACCUUUAUUACCAGUGGAAUUUCGGUGAUUCUGGAAAGGUUGUCAUCAGCCAGAAUGAUACCGCCACUUACUCAUAUCGAGCACCGGGCACGUUCCAAGUCAAAGUUAAGGUCUUCAACAACAUCAGCUCUUUUAUUGUCACAAGGGCCAUCAACGUGCAAAGGCUGCAGUGUGGCGUUCCCAAAGUUCAGCUCAUCCAGAAGCAGACAACCAUCCUCAAGUCCCGGUCCAACUACUUUGAAGCCAGUCUUGAUCUGCAGGGCUGCACCGCCUACAGGGCCACUUAUCUCUGGGAGGCCUUUCAAAACCCCGACUGCCAGAAUAAUCAGAUCUCGCUGGGCGGUGUCGACGUUAGUACCCCGUUGUUCAUCCUUCCUAAGCUGAGCCUGGAUUUAGGUGCCUACUGCUUGAAGUUCACGGCCACACUCCAGGGCACCCCACUGCAGAGCCAGGACAGCCUGAAUAUCACUGUGGUGCAGAGCCCCCUGGUGGCGCUGAUUAAAGGGGGCUCUCAGAGAGUCUGGUCAGUCAAGCAAGACCUCCUUUUGGAUGGCACAGACUCGUACGACCCUGAUGUGAGAGCCGGAGAAGACCUCAGUCUCGUUUAUCACUGGGAAUGUGUCAUUCAGGAAAGACAGCAGGACAAUCCAAAGAUGGCGCCUUUCUCUCCCUGCUUGUCCUUCAGCCUGACUAACACCAGUUUGCUCCUCAUCCCGAGUGCGUUGCUCGUCCACCAGGCCGCCUAUGUGUUCACCUUGACCAUCUUCAAGCCCAGGAAACAAGCUGCCUCCAGCUCUCAGACGGUGACAACGUUGGCUGGCAAAGUUCUACCGGUGACCAUAGAGUGUCACUCCUGCAAUGUCCUGUCCAGUUACAGCGUGAGUCAGAGCAUCCAAGUUACCCUUUCAGGAAAGUGCAUUGAUUGCAGCAACACGUCCCUGUACCAGUGGAAGGUCGAGAGCUCAGACAGUGAGCUGCUGGUGUUGGACAACAGCACCACAACCACGGGGCCUUUUGUCCCUGACCUGGUGAUCCUGCAGGGCGUGCUUCGCGAUGGCGUGAACUACACGUUCACGUUGACUGUCCAGGACCGUGUCUAUGACCAGAGAGGUUUUGCCAGCAUCACUCUCGUUUCCAAUUACCCACCCAAUGGAGGAACCUGCACUCUGGAGCCAGACAGCAUCAUCUACCUCCUGGAGACGCCGGUCACAUACCUCUGCACGGGAUGGACCGAUGAAGAUGACCCUCUCGCACAGCUGAUUUUUACCCUGGUAGCUGAGAUCUGCCAGGAAGAUCCCUGGGCUUGCCAGACCUUCAUGCUGUACCGUGGAACGAAUCCGACCUUCACAACUCUGGUACCGCUGGGAUCUGCGGCUGACGAGUCCACCAUCAACAUAGUGAUUCAUGUGGAGGACUACCUGGGGUCCAGAACCGUCGCCCUCAAUAGGACCCUGACUGUGUCGCUACCCCUGCUACUGUCUGGCUUUCAGGACUUGACCGACUGGUUGAAUAACAAGAGCCAAUCAGAAUUAUGGGGUGUGGUCCAGCAAGGGAACCCCCAGGAAGUCAUCCCAUACUCAAUUGCUCUCAUUAGUGCUCUCAAUAAGAAAACCAGCAUGACCAAAGAUGACCUUGGGAAACGGAUUUCUAUCCGCAGUAACAUCACCAAAGCUCUCACCUCACUGAACAUCUCCACGGAGCAGGACGUCACCCAGCUCAGCGCUGCUCUCGCUCAAUGUGUGGUUUUUCCCAGUGAGUUUGUAUGUGAUGAAUGUCAGCGGAAGACCUUAGAAGUAACAAAAAAAAUGAUCUCAAUUCUUGGGGACAAUAUGAAAGUUGGAGGUGUCACUCCGACUAGUACUGGAACAAGCAUUCUUCAGAUACUGGGUGGCUCCAUGGCUGCGGUCAACUUCAGCUCCAGCAAUCAGUCAUCCAGUAGUAUUUCUGAGCACACCAUCACGGCCUACAUGUUGACAGGAACGCUCAUGAAGACCUUAAUGCGCUCCCGAGUGUGCGGAGAAGGAGCCCUCAGCAUCCAGGUCCCUAAAAUGAAGGUGACGGGCCAGCAGACGUCUCCAGCCAACAUCCUCUGCACCAAGCAUUUCAGCUCUUGUCAUUUCUACAUCCCCCAGGGGCUCAGCCACCACUUACAGAAUGCUGGAGCGCUGCAGAUCCUCAUGACUAUGGACAUUAACUUGUUUUCGUCCAGCAACAACCACAGCAUUUCUACAAGCCUGGCUGCGAUGGAGUUUGCCACUCUUGAUGGUCAGAGCCUCCCCAUCGCCAAUCUUUCCAGUGAAGACGCCAUUCAGGUGAAGCUCAGCAGACAAAGUCCACUUGAGAACAGAAGCACAACCAUGGAGAUCCCACCUCGGCGGUCUGUCAACUUCACAAUAGGAGCUGUGAACAGUGAUCCCCAUGCCGGCCUGUACAUAUCCUUUAACUUCACCCUUCAAGCCUCGUCCAAGGAGAGCAACGGGUCUCUGGCCAUCUUCAUCGAUGAUAGUCCUGGAGCCUGCAAAUCCCAGAACGUCUUCGUGGUGGAGAUUUCGGUUUCAUCUCGAAUGCCCGUGGAGCACACCGUCUUCUUCUCGCCUCUGACCAAUGAUACGACAAAGGUGUACUACGUGAACGUGAGCAGCCAUCUUAUGGAGGCACAUGUCCAGGCCUCUGUGUGCGUCUUCACCUCUCUCUGCCACUUCUUUGACUUGACGGAGAAGCGUUGGAGCAGCACCGGGCUUCAGCCCAUGGCGGCCGCCAGCCCCUCCAAGGCCCACUGCCUCACCCAGCACCUCACCCUCUUCGGGGCCAGCCUCUUUGUCUUUCCGGAUGCGGUUAUCUUCCUUCCACCGGCUGACGUCCCGGCGAGAAACAAUGUGGUGGCGAUUACCUGUGCCAUCAUCUGGACAAUCUACCUUGCCGUGCUGCUGAUUGCCCACAAGCUGGAUGACAUCGACAUCACUCACGUUGGAGUCGUACCUCUGUGUGGACAGCCUGGACGGUACCGUUACCAGGUGAUGGUCAAGACCGGGUGGACAAAAGGUUCAGGCACGUCUGCCCAUGUUGGCAUAAGCCUCUACGGCCUAAACAAGAGUGGCUCGCGGCAUCUGGACAAAGAAGGAGCCUUUCAGAGGAACAGCCUUGACGUCUUCCAGAUAGAGACGGACGCCAACCUGGGAGAGAUCUGGAAAAUACGCGUCUGGCAUGACAACACAGGGAUGGACCCCUCCUGGUAUCUGCAGUACGUCAUUGUGUGGGACAGACAGACAGACAACAUGUACUUCUUUCUGGUAGACGACUGGCUCUCUGUGGAGAAUGAGAAGAAUGAAGGCCUGGUGGAAAAGGAAGUUCUGGCUGCUUGUCCUCAAGAACUAUGCAUGUUCAACAGGAUUUUCUGUGCCCAGCUGGUACGGGGCAUCUCGGAUCGCCACAUUUGGGUGUCAGUGUGGGAUCGGCCCCCGAGAAGUCGCUUCACACGGGUUCAGAGGGUGACGUGCUGCAACGUCUUGCUGUUCCUCUACCUUGGAGCUGGCGCCGUGUGGUAUGGAGCUGUGGGCGAGAAAGGAACAAGAGAUCCUGUCUCAGCCCGGGUGCUGGUGAAUGCCGAGUCCAUUGCUGUGGGAAUGACGGUCGCCAUACUCGCUCUUCCAGUUUACCUGUUUCUGUGUUUCCUGUUCAGGAGGACACGGAGCAAGGUGACGGUUGAGGAUUCUGAGCUUUCGCCAGCGGAGCCCCAGACAGUGGAGAUGGAGGUGUACCUGGAGCACUCAGAACUGGGCAGCUCAUCCUUCUUGUCUCUUCCUGGAGGACUUGACUCCAUCAUGGAUGGUAGCUCGGAUACACUGGCGUCGUUGGGCAGUAAGAAGCUGGAAUCCGGCCUUGGGAACGCAGCCAAGCAGGACAAUGAAAGCUUCGCCAAGCGCUGGCCGUCCUGCGACAGCAUCUUUGACAUCCCGGACCUUCUCUCCGGAGAGCCCGCUGCCAGUCGGAGCCACAUGCUCAAGAGGAAGAAAGCCCUCCUGAAGCUGGGCAUCGAGUCGCCGAGCGGCUCUGACGAUGACCCCCUGUCCUUUUCUUUGUCCGGGUCUGACGACACUCCGAGCUUCAGGCAGUGCCACCUCACCGUCUCGGAUGAAGACCUGAUGAGGGCCAUUGCAGCCGAGGAGAUGACGGACAGAGAAUCGUCUGGCCACGUGACCUCUGACAGUGGGAGAUUCUCUCCGCGCCUCGACACAGACUUCUCGGAUGUGUUGGAGAGUUCCUGCAGUGGAUGGUCGGACCUGAGUGACGAGAGGAAGAUGUACAAAAGGCAUCGGAGCAAAUCGCCCUCCUACAUCUCCGGAUUCUCCUCCGCCGCUAGUUUCCGUUCCAGUCCUGAGCUGAACCCUCACCCCACCUCGUCCUUCUCGUCUCGCAUAGGUGUACCCCGCAGGCCCCCAGCAUUUCUGUUACCCAACUGGGUCCUGGUUGCUGCCUACCUGCUGGCGCUGGGGGUGAUGGUUGGCGGCACCUCGGUCACUGUGCUGUAUGGGCUCACUUUCAACAGCUCUGUGGUCCUCCUGUGGAUGAUCUCCUCUUUCAGCGCAUUUCUCACGUCUGCUCUCUUGGUGGAACCAAUUAAGGUCGUUUUGGAAGCCCUCUUCCUGGCGCUCGUUCUGAAACCUGUGGACCCUGAUGACGGAGACACCCUGGUGGAGGAGCCACUCAUAAAGAAAGCGUUUGAGAGGAUCGGAAAAGUGAGGGCCCCUUAUGGAUACGCCUUGCUGCACGCCAAGGAGGAGGCCCGCAAAGUCCAAGCUCUGCACACACUUAUGAAGAAGUGUGUCAUUCACCUGCUCUUUUUGUUGGUGGUCCUACUUGUGAACUACCAGGGCGGCACACACGACAGCAGUGGGAGACAGCUGCACGCCACAGUCCGACGGACCCUCGUCUCAUCCGAACACGAAGACGUCGGCUUCGCCACAGUCAGGAGCACUGCCGACGUCUGGAGGUGGAUGGACGCCCUGCUAAUACCCCAUCUUUACAAGAACCCCGCUUUCAGCCUGCUCGGGGUGCCACGGCUCCGACAGCAGUGCUUUCAGAAUGGAUGUUACUUUGUGGGAGGCGAACAAAGUCACGGAAGGAAUAAAACAUUUAGCAGCAUGGACAUGCACAAUGGAACAAGUGAGAGACCACCGCGCUCAUCACCAGGAUCUGCAGGAUUCUGGUACUGGGGGCAAUUUGGAGUUUACAACGAUGGAGGGGAGUCUGUGGAGCUGGGAGAGAGCGACAAGGAAACUGAAGAAAUUCUGAUCCGCCUACAGAGAGCAUCAUGGAUAAACAGCAGGACCAAAGUGCUCUUCGUGGAGUUCUCACAAUACCAUCAGGACACCGGCCAGCUUGUGACUGUGACCAUGACGUUGGAGUGGCCUGAGUUCGGUCCACCGGCCUCAUCGGACAGCAUCCAGCUCCUGCAUAUUUACCAGUCUGGCUCUGUGCUAGACCUCCUCUACGCAUCUAUGGUGAUGCUUUUGGUCUUCGGUGUGUGCUUUCUGACAUCUGAAAUCUGGGCUGUCUACUGCGAAAGAGGAUGGUGCUUCCAACAGGGCAGGCGGUAUCUGCAGGUCCUCAUCAUCCUGCUGUCCCUUGGCGUCGCUGGCUUCUACUUUGCCUACAUUUCCUUCCUCAAGACUCAGCUGCAGUGUCACAGAAGCAAGCCGAAUGGCUUUACCGACUUCCGCAGAGUGGCCCUGCUCUUUGACGUCGCCUCCAGUCUCUCCGCCAUCCUGCUCACCAUUCUAACCCUAAAGAUUGCUCACCAGCUGAGGUUCGUGAGGAAGUGGUCAGUGUUCGGCAAGGCCGUCCAACAGGCCUGGUGGGAGCUCUUCAUGGCGAGCGUCCAGCUGCUCUUUCUUCUUGGAGUGUUUGCACAGAGCGGCUAUCUGCUCUUCUCCACCACACUGGAAGAAUUUCAGACAUUCGGCCAUACGUACCUGUGGCUUGUGUCCGUGUUACGAGGGAGAACUCAGCUGGGCACAAUGAUUCACAAACACCCGCUGUUUGGACCAUCGUACAUCUUGAGCUAUGUGGUCUGCGUCAUUUGGGUGUUCGGUCGACUCUUUGGGGCCGUCGUGAUCUGCUGUUACAAGAUGGUGCAGACGGAACUGUAUAGGCCUGCCUUGGAGCCCCAGGACUAUGAGAUGGUCGAGUUCUUCAUCAAGAGGUUCAAACUCUGGAUGGGAAUUAGCAAGACCAAAGAGUUUCGCCACAAAGUGAAGUUUGAAGGAAUCGAGUCUCUCCCUUCAAGAUCAUCCCAGAAUUCCAAAACAUCUCCAACUCUGACCGACACCUCAGAGGAGCCCCGCACAGGUUCGGCCAUUUCUUCGGGUUCGGAGGAUUCCAUCCUCAUGGAGAGCAGCCAGUCGGCGGCCUAUGAUGUGCAGGUCUACCUGGAGCGUCUCCUCCCUACCGUCAACAGCCUGCUGACGCAGUUUGACCGUGUCAAUAAGGUCACCGACGACCUCCUAGAGAUCGAGAGCGAUCUGCAGAGGGUUCAGCGUAUGGCCACGGAAAAAAGAAGGAAGAGACGGGGCUGGCAACGGAUGAGGAAUGAGGAAAGGCCACCUUCCGUCUCCAUUCCCUCACCGUCACCUUCCCCGGCAACGUUUUCAAGCAGAGCUCCCGUUCCGUUUCCCCGUAGCCAUACCACAUUUCCCGAGUCCCCUCUUCUCCAUCCUCUCCCUCUUCAACAGCAAACGGGUGGCUUUUUGGGAAUCGAGAGCUGCAGGGAUGCUCUCGUGCCACCGUCACCGUCGUCAGCUGCGGCAGAGAGCAGACUAGGCCGAGCUCCGCGCAGAAGAGCCUGGUAUUCUGGCCCUCCGCUCUCAGCAGAUUUUAGCCAGAGGACUCUUCCGACUGUCGUGAGCAAAAAUGGGGACCGGCCAAAGAGUGAAGAAGGCAAGGGGAGACGCAACGUGGACCACGCGCCGGUGAAGCGGAGAGCCUGGCAUAAUGAAGGCUCUUAAAAGAGCUUUAGUCUUUGCAAGCAGAGAUCCGUCGGCCUACCGAAAGCAAAAUGAAGUCCGUCAACCUAUGACAGAGGCCAAAGCGGAGAGUUUAGAUUAUGGCCAACUGUAGCCGAUUCAUAGGAGUAAACAGAACUGAAAAGUGCGGCACCUACUGUAAACCACUUGACGGAAUUUGAUUUUUCUUUUGUCUCCUCUUUGUGUAAAACUUGCACGGAUGAAAACAAAUGUUCCUGAAAACAAUUAUUUCGGAAGGUGAAGGAUUUAGGAAUCUGUGGCCGACAACUGACGUCAAGGCAUCGUUUUUAGUCCACAAAUCAGACCCGUCACCCAUGACCGGCGUUUCGAAGGUCUACUAGUGGGGACAGAGGAAGUGGCAUGAAAGUCCUUCAAGGAUGUUGUGGAAAACUUCAGAGCAGCAAACUGAAGUACAUCUAACAUGCGUCAAGUAUACGGUGACCAGUAGGGGGUGUUGCAGCACCACCACACAAAUCCCGGUACAAUCAAAGGUUUAUUGUUACAAACCCCUUACAGAAAAGGCUUCUUUAAUAAACACAGUGCAGUUCUUC